AUGCCACUUGCCAGACAACCCCAAAUCUUACAGCAAAAGCAAAAGCUUUGGCUUCACCCCAUCUUCUCCAAGAUCUUCUUUUUCAAUCCUCAAGAAACCCUCCGCAUAUCCAGAAAUAGUUGUGGAGUGUGUAUGCAGAGUCUGAAGACAAGCCAAGGCAUGGCAAUACACACAGCUGAAUGCUCCCACACUUUUCGGCUGCCUGAGGUAAAGUUUAUUCAUACUCUAGAAGCUAAUGAGGAGAAAGGCUCGGCUAAUGAGUCGUUGCGCAUCUCCGUGACAAUAAUCUCAAUCAGGCUGUUUUCAGUGACACGGAAGAAAUUUGUGCUAUCGAUUGAUGAACCAAGCAAUGAGAUUGUUAUCUGGGAUGCUCUCACGACAGAGGAAGUGGCUAGAUGGGCCUUCAACCAUAUUGUUUCACCUCGUUGGCUCGAACAUUCACCUGUAGAUACAGUAUUUGUUAUGUGUGGAACGGACCGUUCAGUAAGGCAGAGCUCUGAGAUUCCAACACUAGCCAUACAGGAUUCCAUGAAUCAGAGCUGGGAGGUGGUGGACUUGGAGAAAACUGUGGAAGAAAAGCGAUGUCAGGUGCUUGUGUCUCCAUUGCCAUUGCCAUCGUCGGAAGCUAGUAAGAAAGAGAGUGUUCGAUCCCUUCUCAGUUUGUUGGAUGAGAAGCCUCCAUCGCACUAUUUCUCAUGUCAGCUUGAGUAUGUACAUUAUCUUACUGGAUUGGAGAAACAUGAAACUAUACUAACUCCCUUACACGCACCUGGUGACAAGAAAACAAAUGUAUUGGACUUUCUAACGGCUGAAUUUGCAGAGAUGAUAAACAGGGAAAUGGUUCAGACUGCUAUUGGUGACCCGUGGCAUAUUAUCAAGUUUCAGGGGUCCACCUCCAGUAAUGACUUGUGUCAUAUUGCUGCCAAGAAUGGGAUAUUACUUAAACCAAUCAAUACUCUUCAUAGUUUGAAUGAGGCAACGCGUCUAGCUUCCGUAGCUGGUGGUAGUAGGCUGUUUUCAGUGACACGGAAGAAAUUUGUGCUAUCGAUUGAUGAACCAAGCAAUGAGAUUGUUAUCUGGGAUGCUCUCACGACAGAGGAAGUGGCUAGAUGGGCCUUCAACCAUAUUGUUUCACCUCGUGGGCUCGAACAUUCACCCGUAGAUGCAGUAUUUGUUAUGUGUGGAACGGACCGCUCUGACUUUGCCGGGAAAGACAGAAUUCCGGCGACCCAAAACGGAGUUUUACUGAAAGAAAUGGUGCCUUUGCUUAACUCAACAUCAAUCAAUCACACGCUGUUUCCAAAUGCGUCCACUCAGCUAGGUCUGUAUAGGCAUGGACAGUUCCGAAGAAACAUUAUCUUUUAUGUGAGGUCGGAACAAGUUCCUUCAGCUUCAAAUUCUCCUUGCCAAGAUAGCCUUGGUAGACGCCAGCUGCUUGCUGCUGGGGUAACGAUUGCCCCAUGGUUCUUGUUGUCCCGCCAUACAACAUCGUUUGCUGCAGAAACAAAGAAAGGAUUUCUGUCUGUCACAGAUAAGAAGGAUGGAUAUACUUUUGUGUAUCCCUUUGGGUGGCAGGAGGUAGUUGUUGAAGGUCAAGACAAGGUCUUCAAAGAUGUUAUUGAACCUUUAGAAAGUGUUAGUGUGAAUUUGUUGCCAACAAGCAAAACCGAUAUCCGUGAUUUUGGACCCCCACAACAGAUUGCAGAAACUCUAAUAAAAAAGGUCUUGGCUUCUCCUUCUCAAAAGACAAAGCUUAUUGAAGCAUCAGAGCAUGAUGUUGAUGGAAGAGCAUAUUACACAUUCGAGUUCGUUGCAAAAGCUCCAAACUAUACUCGACAUGCUCUUAGUACAAUCUGUAUUGGCAAUGGAAAGUUCUACACUUUGACAACGGGAGCUAAUGAAAGGAGAUGGGAGAAGAUGAAAGACAGAUUGAAAACUGUGGUUGAUUCCUUCCAAAUCUUCAGUGUUUGA
Fraxinus pennsylvanica is the source of this 1971-nucleotide messenger RNA. The record is from the annotation of a GenBank genome assembly. Lineage: Eukaryota; Viridiplantae; Streptophyta; Magnoliopsida; Lamiales; Oleaceae.